Molecule: messenger RNA, 3138 nt
Organism: Pleuronectes platessa (European plaice)
Lineage: Eukaryota; Metazoa; Chordata; Actinopteri; Pleuronectiformes; Pleuronectidae
Product: zinc finger protein 664
Exons: 2
Coding region: 1201-2589 (462 amino acids)
Biological process (GO): regulation of transcription by RNA polymerase II
Cellular component (GO): nucleus
Molecular function (GO): RNA polymerase II cis-regulatory region sequence-specific DNA binding; DNA-binding transcription factor activity, RNA polymerase II-specific
Source: RefSeq, a predicted model, not a curated record
AGAAGCCACAUUCUUGUUGAACAGUUCUGAAGUGUUUUUGAACUAUUUGAAAUCCUAUCGCACUAUGGGGUUAAGAUAUUUUUUUACACAUUUCAAAAUCAUACAAGAUGAAUUUGUCUUUUAAAUUUAUGUUGGGGUUGUUUUCAUUACAUCCAAAUGAUCUUAAUAUUUUGCCUUCAAAUGUGAAACAAACUCAUGUAGUGGCUCUAUGAAAUGUGCCACUUAAAGAAACUUGUAUUUUAUUUACUAGAAUAUUUCUUUCAAUGCUGGUUCCUCAGAGUGAUGUUCACGAUUAGAUGUAUUACAACUGAUAAAAUCUCAUUGUAAAUUCCAACAUUGCUGUGAAUCUACAGAAGCAGGUUCCCACAUCUGUCAGAAGGGGGCACUAUAAACAUUUCAGAUGUGAAGAUAAAGCUGACCCAUAAACGUUGUCCAUAUUCUUUAAAAUGUGGGAUUUUUGGCAGUUUAGUAAGUCAUAGUUAUUUAAAACUCCACAUGAGAACUCACACUGCUGAGAAGCUGUUCUCCUUCAAUAUCUGUGGGAGAAGAUUCACACAGCAGAACACAUGAGAGAGCUCUUAGUGAAUAACUAACGGUCUAGAUGAGAAGAGUUCACACUGGUGAGAAUUCCUUUCACUGCAACAAAACUGGGUUAAGAUACUUUUCUUUGACACAUUUGGAAAUCAUAUGAGUUGAAUGUGUCAUUAAAAUGUAUAUUAAUUAUCAAAAAAAUAUUCUAUCGUCAUUUUAGUUAUUCGAUAAAAGAAAAAUAAUGGUUCUCUUCUGGAAGUUUACAGACAGCACUAGCAGCGUUUGCUCAGUGCAUUUUAGCAGUUAGCUGUAGGACGGUAGUGUGGUCGUGUCUCGGGUAAAUAUUCAAGUAGUGGACUGAGCAGUAAUGUCUUCGGUUCAGUAUUUGAGAGCGUUUAUCAGCGAGCGACUAACAGCUGCUGCUGAGGAGAUAUUCACGGUCUUUGAAAAACCAUCGUCCAGUACGAAGAAGAGGUGGAUCGUCAGCGCAGACUGCUGGAGACCGUUUUGAAACCUGAAAUAAAGCUGCACAGGAUCGAGCUCCCACAGCUGCAUGUCUGUAAGGAGGAGGAGGUUCUCACUGACCAGCAGCUCUGUGCCCAGGAGAGGAGCUCCAGUCUUGACCAAGAGGAAAAGGAACCUCCACAGAUUAAAGAGGAACAGGAGGAAAUGUGUACCAGUCAGGAGGGAGAGCAGCUCGUACUGAAGCAGGAGACUGAAACCUGCAUGUUGACUCCUCAUUGUGAGGAAAGUGACCACAGAAAACCAGACGGUGAGCACCAGCUCCUCUCUCACAACUCUCCUGUAGGUGAGAGCCGAGAUCGGAACAGAAGAAAACUUUUGGAUUCAGGAUCAACAGGAAAUGAAGAACCAAACCAACAGAAGAGUCUCCAUGCAAACAGGAGUCACAGUAACAAUGUGGAAAACUCUCCAAUGUCAGAGACUAGCUCUAAUACUCACACAGGUAAAAAGUCUUUCAAAUGUGACACUUGUGGAAAAACCUGUGUGUGUAAGUAUGAUAUGAAGAUUCAUCUAAGAACACACACGGGUGAAAGACCUUAUACAUGCAAAAUAUGCACGAAAGGAUUUGUAAGGAGUUGUGAUUUGAAGGUUCAUAUGAGAAUUCACACUGGUGAGAAGCCAUAUUCUUGCCAAACAUGUGAGAAACGUUUUGUAAGUAGUAGUAGUUUGACAGCCCAUGUGAGGUUUCACACUGGUGAGAAGCCAUUUUCGUGCAAAAUAUGUCAGAAAUGUUUUAGAAGGAGUUAUGAUUUGAAGGUUCAUUUGAGAAUUCACACUCUUGAGAAGCCAUAUUCUUGUAAAAUAUGUCAGAAAACGUUUAUACGUAGUGAUAAAUUGAGAGUCCACAUGGCAAUUCACACUGGUGAAAAGCCAUAUUCUUGUCAAACAUGUGGGAAAAGGUUUGGACGUUCUGAUGAAUUGAAAAUCCACCUGAGAACUCACACUGGUGAGAUGCCAUAUUCUUGCCAAACAUGUGAGAAACGUUUUGUAAGUAGUAGUAGAUUGACAGCCCAUGUGAGGUUUCACACUGGUGAGAAGCCAUUUUCGUGCAAAAUAUGUCAGAAACGUUUUAGAAGGAGUUAUGAUUUGAAGGUUCAUUUGAGAAUUCACACUCUUGAGAAGCCAUAUUCUUGUAAAAUAUGUCAGAAAACGUUUAUACGUAGUGAUAAAUUGAGAGUCCACAUGAGAAUUCACACUGGUGAGAAGCCAUAUUCUUGCCAAACAUGUGGGAAAAGGUUUGGACGUAGUGAUGAAUUGAAAAUCCAUCUGAGAAUUCACACUGGUGAGAAGCCAUAUUCUUGUCAAACAUGUGGGAAAAGGUUUGGACUUAGUGGUGACUUGAAAAUCCACCUGAGAACUCACACAGAUGAGAAGCCAUUUUCGUGCAAAAUAUGUCAGAAACAUUUUGUAGGUAGAAGCAAAUUGAAAAUCCAUAUGAGGAUUCACACUGGUGAGAAGCCAUAUUCUUGCCAAACAUGUGGGGAAAGUUUUGGACGUGGUGAUCAAUUGAAAGUCCACAUUAGAACUCACAGUUGAAAAGCCACAUACUUGCCAAAGGCAGUUUAGUAAGUCAAAAUUAUUUAAAACUCCAUCUGAGAACUCACAAUGGGACAUUGUGGUUUGGAAAAGGUUUGGACAAAGUGCUCAGAUGAAUUACCACAUGAGGAGUCACAGGUGAGAGGCAAUUUUCUUGCCAAAGAUGUGGAGUAAGUCAUCACAUUGUGAUGUAUUGAAUGUUCACAUGAGAACUCAGACAUUUGAGAAGUUUCCAACACGUGAUAAAAGCUUCUCUUAAUUUACACACAUGAAAAGUAAUAAAAGAUUUAUACAGGUAAAAAUGUGUGUUUAAAAAACGAGGAUGCAUAUAGGUUUAGUGUUGCUGAAGAUGAUACAUGAUCUGAGGCUGUCCAGCCAUCCCGUAACUGUGUCCUUUUCACGAACAUGUCCUUUAAUUCACUGUAUUUUUUUCUUUAUCAUAUUGAUAUGAUUUCAGUCUGCAGAGGAAAAACAAACUCAUGUACUAGAUGUUCUAUGCUCCUUUAUGAAAUUUGCCACAUAAAUAAAUGUAUAUUUUAAAGACUAGAA